GCGAGAGAGAGAGAAUAUAAAAAUAAAUGUUACGGACUGAUAUAUAUAAUCGUUCGUAGAAGUGUACUCAUUAGUGCACAAACAAAUGAAGAUCUAGCUCAUUACUCAAUAUAUAUUCUUUUAAAAAACUGUAUCCCAAAACCUAGAUGUACAGUCCUGCAAUUAAUAUACCAAAAGCCACAAGAAUGAUAAUGCUUCAUGAAUGCUAGAUAAAAAAUGCGUGUUUGACACAAAUAUAAGAGAUCUGUGAAUUAUGGAUCAGACUAAGUGGGAAAAAAACCCAGACAGAUAGCAUAUCUAUUUAUCAAUGAUAAGUGAUAGGCUGUCAUGUUGCGAAUAUCAUGGUAUGGCCAAUGCGAUCGAAAUCAUUAGUCAAUAUCAGAAGUGCAGUGAAAUAGCAGUAGUGGAGUUCUUCAAAUAUACUGUGACGGAUUUGAUAUUUGGAUUUUUGAGGAGGAGAGAUUCGCUGUUGAAGGGCCAAAGGCACAGUGAGAAAGCGGCAUUCUGUUGCGCACUCACGCCAGGAGGCUGCUUACUUCCCCUGCAGGCGGAGCAGGAUGUGGCAAGAGAUAGCACUUCUGCUGCUCCUUGUCGCCCGGACGAGGGCUGGCCAGAUCAUCGGGAACUCAUGGUUCGACUAUUACACCACAAUCCUGCGUGCCUCUGUGAUCGACCUCACGACGGAUCAGCUGACGUUCCACCUGAACGCCCUGCUGGAGAGGUUCCCGUUCCCGCAUCCCGAGGACCACAUCCACCGCGCCCUCGUCAUUGCCUUUAGUGCCCUCAUAUUCAUCAUCAACGAAAUGGAGGAAACGGCUCGCCUGCUGCUGCGCCUGGAGUAUCACCGCUAGCGCCAGCAGGGGGCAGUUCUGUUGACUGCAUGAGUAAACACAAGCUGUCGUUUACUUGCUCUCUGAUAUUAUCCUUAUUGUUGUUGCCAUUUAUAAUCAUUAGUAUUAUCAUUGCUGUUAUCAUGUUUAUUUAGUUACUAGUAAUAGUAGUAUUUCGUUAUUAUCAUCAUCAUAAUUAGUUGUU
This is a messenger RNA of Penaeus chinensis, 1035 nucleotides long. RefSeq lists its product as uncharacterized. NCBI's taxonomy places the organism in Eukaryota, Metazoa, Arthropoda, Malacostraca, Decapoda, Penaeidae. The transcript has 3 exons. The coding region runs from base 308 to 778 and encodes 156 amino acids. The record is from RefSeq and is a predicted model, not a curated record.